This is a messenger RNA of Volvox carteri f. nagariensis, 813 nucleotides long. RefSeq lists its product as uncharacterized. The annotation marks the transcript as partial. Gene Ontology annotation, biological process: protein phosphorylation. NCBI's taxonomy places the organism in Eukaryota, Viridiplantae, Chlorophyta, Chlorophyceae, Chlamydomonadales, Volvocaceae. The transcript is spliced from 7 exons. Gene Ontology annotation, molecular function: protein kinase activity; ATP binding. The record is from RefSeq and is a predicted model, not a curated record.
CCCGUGCGCUGGAGGAAGGGCGAGGGCAUUGGCUCGGGCUCCUUUGGACAGGUCUACCUCGCCCUAAAUUGCGAUACGGGGGAAUUGCUCGCAGUCAAGGAAGUGCCCGCGGGACUGGCGGACUUGGGGGCCACCGGAGGAGGUGGAGGCGGCCGAGGUGGCGGGGGCGCGGCGGAGGCCGUGGCGCAGCUCGAACGCGAGGUGGCGCUUCUCAGCCAGUUGCGACAUCCCAACAUUGUGAGAUAUGUGGGCACGCAGAGGAGCGGCGCGGCGGCGUAUGUUCCCGGGGGCUCCCUGUCCUCGCAGCUGUCCCGUUUCGGGCCCCUGCCUGAGCCGUUGGUGGCCCUCUACACUCGCCAGCUGCUGCUGGGACUGGCGUACCUGCAUGCGCAGAGGACAGUGCACCGCGACGUGAAGGGCGCCAACUUGUUACUUGAGAAGACUGGUGUGCUCAAACUGGCCGACUUCGGGAUGGCCAAACAGCUCAUGGAGCAGGUGUCCUUCACGCGGUCCUUCAAGGGCAGUGCGUACUGGAUGGCCCCCGAGGUCAUCAAGCAGCAGGGCUACGGGGUGCAGGCGGAUAUCUGGUCGGUGGGCUGCACAGUGCUGGAGAUGGCGACAGGUAAGCCCCCCUGGAGUCAGUGCACCAGCCAGGUGCAGGCCAUAUUCAAGAUCGCGUCCUCCCCCGACCUGCCCGCCAUUCCGGAGCACCUCUCACCCCAGGCCUCUGAGUUCAUAUUGCUGUGCUUGCAGCGGGACCCCUCCGCGAGACCCGCCUCGGAGGAGCUCCUCCGACACCCCUUCGUCACCGGA